AGUCAUACAGAGAGGAGACAUGGCGUCUGAGACGAUGGAGAUGAACGGCGGUGCGGAUACACACCGACAGGACGGAGAGGCUCCGAGGCCGCGCCACUGGAGGAGGACGUCGGCCCCUCUCAACAUGAACCACUAUGCUAAUAAGAAGAGCGCGGCGGAGAGCAUGCUGGACGUAGCGCUGCUGAUGGCUAACGCGUCGCAGCUGAAGGCGGUGCUGGAGCAGGGGCCGACGUUUAAUUUCUACACACCUCUCAUCACCCUCAUCAGCAUCUCGCUCGUUCUGCAGAUCGUGGUCGGAGUGCUGCUCAUCUUCAUAGUGAAGUGGAACCUGAAUGACGAGAGUAAACACUAUCGACUGAACAUACUGGAGAACGUCUCCACCGCCCUCGUCUUCAUCAUCGUCGUUGUCAACGUCUUCAUCACAGCGUUCGGCGUACAGAGACCCAAAGAUGCAUGAUCACCACGCCGAUCACUCUCUCCACAUCUGCAUCACUCAUCCCAAGUGGUUUUAAGUAGCUUUGCUAGUGAUCUCUGGUGAACACGGCCAGUACUUGAUUUAAAUAUUUGGAGAUCAGGUUACAUUACGUUAAAACAAAUGAAGUUUAAAGAAAUGAAGAAUCGCUGCAACCCAGAUGGACUUUGGGUUAAAAUGUAGGACUUUUUAUUACUGAUGUAAAGGCUGAUAGGAAGCCGAUGUUCAUUCAGGAUAUGAUGUAAAUCAAGAGUCACACUGAAAUCCUACUCAUUUUUACCUGUGAUGAAUAUAAAAUUUUAAAUGUUUUAUCCAUAGCUAGCCGGCUAGCACAAGCUUGACAAGUACAGACACAAAAAAUCACCAGAGCUUCAACCCUGUGUAACACAUUUUGUUGGUUUUGAGAUGAACGGUACAGUUUCUGAAACUAUAGAAUUAAGAUUAAAUCCAAGAUGCAUUGAAGUUGUUUGGGAAAUUUAUGGUGGCCCAUCAUCUCACUACACUGUAUAGUGUUUAUUACAUUUAUAAUCAAUCCCUGAACUAACAAUGCUGAUGGUUCUUUAUUCUGAAGCUGAGCUGUUUUCUUCUAGAAGCUAAAGCUGAUAUUAAGAAGCUAACCAUCAAAUGAGUUGGCAGAUUUGUCUAAUCCCUCAUGGGACCCUACAUCAUACCUCAUAUGCUGUCAUCACUUACUGUACAUCCCCUAAAUACUUUGUGUAAACAUUACUCCUAGAACUUCCCCAAAAUCUCCAGAUUAUCACAAUUGCUAAGAAGAAAUGAAAGUACAAAGGGCAGCACAGUGCACAAUGGCACAUUAAUGACCUGGAUUCGAUCCUCACCGCCAGUCACUGCCUGUCAGAAGGUUUAACAUGUUCUCCUCAUGUCAGUGUGGUUUCCUCCUACCUCACAAAACAUGAAGGUGGAUUGGCUUUUUACUACUGCCUGCUGUUUCAGGUGUACUCCUGCCUUGCGCCAAGAGUGCCCGGGUGGCACUGGUCCCACUCCCAUCUCCCUGACCAGGUUUAAGCAGUUUAAGAAAAUAAAUAAAUAAAUACAAAGUGCAUUUACAUGGUGAGUCUGGACUCAUGAGCUCAGGACUGAAGUUAGAGCGUCCUCUACAGGUCAUCACAUCACAUCUCAGAGAAAAAACCCCAAACCUGCUGCCUUUAUUUCACUGUUAUAUUCAAUCAACACUUGAUUUAGUUCUUUAUUCACGGGUUAUUUUUGUGGUGUCGCAUGUAAAUGCACAACUUGGUGUGUAUCUGUGUAUUUCUAACCAUUAUAAUGACCAAAUAUUCAUUUUCACUUUAAUAUUUGUGUAAAUCAUUGUUUUAUAUAGCACUAUUAUGUUGUUUUUUUAUUAUAAAAUACAAAAAAUAAUAAAAAAUAAGUAAUAA
This is a messenger RNA of Trichomycterus rosablanca, 1869 nucleotides long. It is a transcript of the gene ninj1, whose product is annotated as ninjurin 1. Gene Ontology annotation, cellular component: membrane. Gene Ontology annotation, biological process: cell adhesion; tissue regeneration. The coding region runs from base 20 to 457 and encodes 145 amino acids. Lineage: Eukaryota; Metazoa; Chordata; Actinopteri; Siluriformes; Trichomycteridae. The record is from RefSeq and is a predicted model, not a curated record. The transcript has 3 exons.